AUGGGACAGCUGAUAGCCAAGCUCGUGGGGAUCUUUGGAAGUCAGGAACACAAGGUCAUCAUCGUGGGACUGGACAACGCAGGAAAAAGCACCAUCCUCUACCAGUUCCUGACUAAUGAGGUAGUUCACACGUGUCCCACCAUUGGUAGUCAUGUGGAAGAGCUGGUUCUUCAGAAGACACACUUCCUCAUGUGGGACCUGGGGGGACAGGAGGCUGUGCGCCCCACCUGGAGCUCACACUACUCCAACACUGAGUUUGUCAUCCUUGUGAUUGACAGCACGGACCGGGACUGGCUCCUGACAGCCAGGGAGGAGCUGUAUAAGAUGCUGGCCCAUGAGGCCCUUCAAGGUGCUUCAGUCCUGAUCUUUGCUAACAAGCAGGACUUGAAGGAGUCCAUGACCACGGCGGAGAUCUCCCAGUUCCUCAGGCUCAGUUCCAUCAAAGACCACCCAUGGCAUAUCCAAGGCUGCUGUGCUCUCACUGGGGAAGGGCUGCCUGCAGGGCUCCAGUGGAUGCAAUCCCAGGUCACUGCAGACUGA
Jaculus jaculus (lesser Egyptian jerboa) is the source of this 540-nucleotide messenger RNA. It is a transcript of the gene Arl5c, whose product is annotated as ADP ribosylation factor like GTPase 5C. Gene Ontology annotation, biological process: protein localization to Golgi membrane; intracellular protein transport; vesicle-mediated transport. Lineage: Eukaryota; Metazoa; Chordata; Mammalia; Rodentia; Dipodidae. The record is from RefSeq and is a predicted model, not a curated record. The transcript is spliced from 6 exons. Gene Ontology annotation, cellular component: cytoplasm; trans-Golgi network. Bases 1 to 540 code for a protein of 179 amino acids. Gene Ontology annotation, molecular function: GTP binding; GTPase activity.